AAAAACCCCACUAUAAGAUAAGAGAAAAAGAUAUGGGCAUGGUGUCACGCUUUCCGAGUGAACUAAACAUGGGUGUCGGACAGCAAUUGUCGCCGUCGGUAAUCAACUCGGUCAGAGUGACCGCCGUAGCCGAGCGACUGGCCUCUCACGCUCUUCAUCCCGGCAGCAAAUCUAGCAUCCUGGAGUUCUUCCAUCUCUGUCUCUCUCUUGCCAGGGGUAUUGAUUAUGCUCUUGCACAAAAUGAGAUUCCUGCCAAAGCUCGAGAGUUACCUAAAUUGUUGAAACAGGUAUGCCAACGGAGGCAUGAUAUCUUACUGCAAGCUGCUAUUAUGGUGCUGAUGAUCUCGGUUAAGAAUGCUUGUAAGAUUGGAUGGUUUUCAGAUAUGGAGAGUCAAGAUCUUCUUACUCUUGCUGAUGAGAUAGGGAGUGGCUUCUCAAGACUUGGAGAUAUUAACGCUGGACCAAGCAAUUUGGUUUCCACUAUCUCAACAAUUAUGAUCAAGUUCUAUCCAAAAAUGAAGAUGGGGCCGAUACUUGCUUCUUUUGAAGUUAAGCCUGGAUAUGGGGCAUACAUGAUCGAUUUCGCUAUCUCAAAGAACACAGUACAUUCUCCUCCAGGAAUUCGGUUAUUUGUAGCACAAACAGAUAAUAUAGAGACUUCUGCUUGUAUCAUAAGUCCCCAAGAGGCAAACUUUAUUCUGAACGGAAAGGGAGUUGAUAGAAGAACUAAUGUGUUUAUGGAUUCAGGGCCACAGUUGCCAACAAAUGUGACUGCAAUGCUUAAAUAUGGAACAAAUCUUCUUCAAGCAGUGGGUCAGUUCAAUGGUCAUUAUGUCGUGGUUGUUGCUUUUAUGAGUAUGGAAUCAUCGCUCGACUCUUCCUCACUACCAGAUUAUGUUCAGUCUGAUAUUGCUGUACAAGAUUCAGAUUGUGACCUAAUUGAGGGGCCAUCAAGAGUUUCACUUAAUUGUCCCAUAAGUUAUACACGUAUCAGAACUCCUGUCAAAGGAAAAUCAUGUAAACAUCUUCAGUGUUUUGAUUUUAGUAAUUUUGUCAAUAUAAAUUCAAGAAGACCAUCCUGGCGCUGUCCGCAUUGUAAUCAGCAUGUUUGCUACCCUGAUAUCCGUGUUGAUCAAAAUAUGGUUCAGGUCCUGAGAGAAGUAGGAAAAAACGUUGCUGAUGUAAUUAUCUCCGCAGAUGGAUCAUGGAAAGCUGUCCUGGAAAGUGAUGACAACAUGAAUCAGGCACAUGAUAAGAUCCCUAGUGGUGAGAACGAAGGAUCAGAGCAGCAACAGCCUCCUGGCUUCCUGAAUCCUGGUCCUAAUGUUGUAGAUCUCACAAAGUAUGAUGAUGAGAUGGAUGCAAUGAUCCUUGGUGAAACUGAAGACAGGAAACCUAUCCUCACUGAUUUACAAAGUCAACCUGUUCCUAUAAAUAUAUCUAGGCCAUCAGAGUUGAGCAAUACUGUUGGAGUUAAUCAAAAUGCCGUUUCUCAAGGAGAGGAUGACUUCUGGGCUGGAAUUUUAUCUUCACUUGGGCCUGCAUCCUCUAGUGUUGAUAGCAUUUCUGUGCCUGCUUCUGCCAAUUUUAUGACAUCUUCUCUGUUAGUUGAUGCUAUUUCUCCUGCAAUAACUGAUGCCAUUUCUCAUGCACUUAAUCGGGAAACAGAGGCUCUUGGCUACAGUAAUCUGACAACUUCUGUGAUGCAAAGUCAAUAUUUGUCACCAAAUGAUCUACAGUUACAACAGUCACACUUUGUGAACCACCAUGAAUAUGGGAGGUUAUCACUAAACAGAAAUAUAAACCGAACUCCAAUAGCAAUUCAGGCUCUCCCAGCUCAAUCCCAGACACCAUCUCCGCAACAAAGAUCAGGAACUAAUUUUAAUUUUGUUACCCCUAAUGGAUCUUCCCUUGCUUCUCAGAGUGCCCUGUCUGUUGGAAAUGGUUAUAAUGGUUCUUCCCUUGCUUCUCAGACUGCCCUGUCUGUCGGAAAUGGUUAUAGUGAUAUGGAGCGACAGCAGCAGUUCUCUAGAUCCCCAUUAAAUGCAUUUUUGGGGCCAGAUAUAGCUUCAUCUUCAGUGCAGCAUCAGUCUGCAGCACAGGUUGUUGGCCUUCCAGCUCCAAGUAUAUAUACAGGUGCUUACCGAGCCUCUUCUGGGCUUUCAACGGAAAACCAGAGUUUACACCAGCAGCAAGCUCCAAAUAUUAGGAUGCCUCAAUCCAGGAGCCAAUCCCCAAGGAUGAUCCAGUCGCCAUCACCUCUCUCAAGAACUCCAACUCAGCAAGGGAGUGCACCAGUUGGGGUUGGCCAUAUAGCAGGUAAUGGGGGUACCCAACAUGCCAGGGGUAUGGUGUCUAGUCCUGUAGCUGGUAGAAUUUCAAAUCAGAUGACUAGACAGCCACCAACUGUGCCAGUUCAAGUUCAAACAUCCAGAAAAGGGCCUACAUACCAGGCAAAUACAGAGGGUGCUAGGGCAUCAGCAGGGGAGCAAUGAGUGAACACUGGAGGACUGUUGCAACAAAUUAGGGCUGAAAAUUCAGCAGAGUUGCCAUCGGAGCAAAAUUGGCAGCCCACAGGUCGAAUGCGAGGAAGCCUUUCUGGUCGGGCGUAUUCUGCUGCUCUUAGCCAGUUCAUGAUUCAGCCAACCCAACCAACUCAAGUAGCGAGGCCACUUUCCAAUCCAACUUCCCAGUCCACUGCUCGGCCCCACCUGCAAGGGUCUUCUGCACCACACCUGCAAGGGUCUUCCCUGUCUACUGCUCCACCACACCUGCGAGGGUCUUCCCUGUCUACUGCUGCGCCACACCUGCAAGGGUAUCUUUCAAAUAGUAGGAGAGCUCAUAUUCCUCAAAUGCAAAAUAAUCCAAAUACUGAACCCGAUCUGGGGAUGAAUUAAUGCGUCUGGCUUGUAAUGUUGUGAAGGGUUGACAUCAGAAGGCUGUAUACAUCAAUAUAUGUAUAUGGUAUGGCCAUUUUUGCUUCACACGGUCACUAUGUAAAGCCACUAAUUAGUUUGUGACUGGUUUUAAUUUACUUGCCAUGUUUAUUAACGGUUUAUAUUCUGAUAUAACAUAUAGGGGUUAAUCUAAUUAGUUAAUUAUGGUGUGGAAUGUGGAUCUUCACUAGUUGCAGCUACGUUGUUAUAUCAUAUGUAUAUAUCCCAUGGGGCUCCUCUUUUUGGAUUCAA
This is a messenger RNA of Pistacia vera, 3188 nucleotides long. Its product is annotated as E4 SUMO-protein ligase PIAL2. Gene Ontology annotation, molecular function: SUMO ligase activity; zinc ion binding. Lineage: Eukaryota; Viridiplantae; Streptophyta; Magnoliopsida; Sapindales; Anacardiaceae. The transcript is spliced from 16 exons. Gene Ontology annotation, biological process: protein sumoylation. The record is from RefSeq and is a predicted model, not a curated record.